AUGGCUUCCACCACCACUUUCUUCCUUUACCUUAUCUUUCUCUUAUGCUCAACUUUGAACUUCAUGCCCUUAGAAGCACCUCCUCCAGAUUUCUCAACAAAAGUAACAUAUGACCCUGACUCAGAUCUAUACAUAGCUUCCUAUUCCAUUGGCACACCACCACAAAAUGUCCUUGCCUUCGUUGACACAGCAAGUGACGUCAUAUGGACCAAUUCCAAAACAGCUUUCAAAUCCGCAAGCUCCACCACUUACGCUGUUCUGCCAUGUGACGACAAAAGAUUUUGUCAGAAACUAAAUCAGAGAACUUGCAAGAUUGGUAAAAAUCAAAAUUGCAACUAUACGAUCAAAUACUUCGAUCAAGCAUCAACAUCGGGGGUGAUUUCGGAAGACAAAUUCUCCUUUGAUGCAAAGGUCGACGUGGGGAUCUUAAAGUUCGGUUACUCUACGAAUACAAGCCCUGAUUUCGAAGGGAAGGACAUCAAUGGUUGUUUGGCACUAAGCCGUAUUACCCCUUUCUCCUUCAUCUCUCAAUUAGGUAUCCAAAAGUUUUCUCACUGCUUCGUUAAAACAAGCUCUAAAAGUACUACAAUGUAUUUUGGGUCAAAAGCCGUUAUACCUGCAAAAGACUCAAUACCAUUGGUAGACCCCAAAUACUACUAUGUCAAACUUAAUGGAAUCAGUGUGGGAAACAAAAGAGUCAACGUGAGUCAACCUGGAAAAAUUUAUGUUGACACUGCUGCUACUUACUCGCGGCUUAAAAAAGCGGUGUAUGAUCCUUUUCUGAAAUUCAUAAGAGAAGAGGUGGUUAAGCCUGCUGCAAAGAGUCCUCACGAUUUCCUCGAGUUCUGUUUUAAGGCGACUAAAGCAGAGGUGGAUAACUUGCCAAAGGUGACGUUUCAGUUCGCCGAUAACAAAGUAAAUGUUAGUUUUGUGAAUGGUGUUACUUAUUUGGAAUUUGAUGGCGGAGUUUGGUGUCUUGCCAUUAUACGAUCGACUGAUAAUGAGUCGCUGUUGGGGAACUUUCAAUUGGCUAACCUCAAUGUUGGAUAUGAUAUCGCAGGGAAACAGAUUUCCUUUACCAAUACGAACUGUUAG
Molecule: messenger RNA, 1095 nt
Organism: Arachis stenosperma
Lineage: Eukaryota; Viridiplantae; Streptophyta; Magnoliopsida; Fabales; Fabaceae
Product: aspartic proteinase nepenthesin-1-like
Exons: 1
Coding region: 1-1095 (364 amino acids)
Cellular component (GO): extracellular region
Source: RefSeq, a predicted model, not a curated record